CCAACUUUCAAUGGUGACCUAAUUUUUUCAAGGACGGGAGUCAUUGAGGAUUGUGGUUUUGGCGGCUUCAUAAUGAUGGAGGUUCUACCGAUUUCUUUGGUGAAUUUCAAUGCAGAUAGUGGUUAUUUAGAAGGUCUAGCACGUGGAAUUAAGGGUGGACUUCUAAAGCAAGCUGAUUACCACGUGCUAGUACAGUGUGAAACAUUGGAUGACCUAAAGCUCCACCUGCAUGAUACUGACUAUGGGGAAUUUCUUGCCAAUGAACCUGGACCUUUGACUGUGGGGAUCAUUGAAGAAAGAAUUCGCGAAAAGUUUGUGUCUGAGUUCCGACACAUACGCAACCAAGCUGUAUACCCAUUAUCUUAUUCUUGGAUUACAUCACAUACAGCUAUAUGAUUGAUAAUAUCGUGCUUCUGAUAACAGGGACUCUCCAUGGAAGACCGAUAUCCGAACUUAUGACUAAAUGCCACCCUCUUGGAACAUUUCUGGAAAUGGAAACCCUGAAUAUUGCAACUAACCCUGCCGAAUUAUACAAUGCUGUACUCGUGGACACGCCUCUAGCUCCAUUCUUUAUUGAUUGUAUUUCGGAGCAAGACUUAGAUGAACUUAAUAUAGAGAUAAUACGUAACACUUUGUACAGGGCGUAUAUUGAAGAUUUUUAUGCCUUCUGUAAGUCACUGGGUGGAAUUACUGCGGAGGUGAUGUGUGAGUUGUUGGCAUUUGAAGCUGACAGAAGGGCGUUUAUCAUAACAAUCAAUUCAUUCGGAACAGAACUCUCAAACGAAGAUAGAUCCAAACUUUAUCCUCGCUGCGGAAAACUUAACCCUGAGGGGCUUGUUCAGCUUGCUAAGGCUAACGAUUACGAACAAGUAAAAUCCGUUGCAAGGUACUAUUCGAACUAUUCCUCCUUGUUUGAAGAAACUGGCGAGGGCUUUGGAGAUAAGACAUUAGAAGAUAAAUUCUUUGAAUAUGAAGAACAAGAAAUGAGAAACAUUGUUUGGAUUGCGGAAUGCGUUUCUCAACGUCAUCGUACCAAAAUUGACUCUUAUAUCAAUAUUUUAUGACAUGAAUAUGAUGUUUUGUUGGAAAACUAUUCCACGCUUAAAAUGCGUUCUAAGCAUAAUGUUUUUGACUAUUAUAUCUUACUUUGGAUUUAUUUAUACUUUAAACUCGUUAAAAAUUUACGUAAAUUUUUUCUGUAUGAUUAAUUCCAAGUGAUUAUCAAAACGUUUAAGUCGUCUGAAUCAUUAAUAUCAAUUUUGAGAUUUCCUUUCGCAACUAUCAUUUUACUUGGAUACUUUCAUUCUUUCUCCUAACACCUGGUUCUUUGUUAAUGUUGUGUUGGAAUGUCAAUAAGCUAUGUUGCAGUUCUCUGAAUUUUGUUUAACUAGGUUUGUACUUUAAGUGUCACACCAGUUGUUAGUGACGUGAAUUAAUUAUAUUAACUUCUAGUACAGUAAACACCUAGUUUUUAAACUAAGAUUUUUUCACAUGCCUUUCUAUUAAUUACUGAGUUUCAUUUUUUAUGUGAAGAAAGUCUCUGUUUCCGGUUGUUAACACCUGAGAUGUAACUCGACGGAAGCAGGUCAAUAUCAUCAUGAGUAAUGUCUGCUUCUUGAUGGGAAAUCAAAAUAUUUCAUCAUUGCGUAAUAAUAAAUUUGUGUUUUAUCAAUAACCACAGAAUUCCUAACGCUUUCUAAGGGGAUACUUCUCUAGAAACGAAGGAAUCCCUGAUAUAUUUUAGAAAUUAGUUUCAAGAUAAUGUACUGUUGGUUCAACGUCACUGGCAUUUGGUUGCCAAAUUAGUUACACUAUAAACGAUCUUGGUGAAUCACGUAUACAUCUCAGACGCUCACCAUUUUAUUACAAUUUUACUCAUUUUUCAUUACUUCCCAAUCACAAGUAGGAUAUGCAAAACGCAAUGCAGAGGUUUGCAGUUUGUUUUACUUCUGAAUAGUUUUAUCAGUUUGUCUUUUUAUACCUCUUCGAAAUUUAAGGUGUAACACAACUAAUCUUGUUCUGAAAUCUCUGAAUUGAAAAUGUCCCACGGCAUCAGUGAUCUAGGAAGCAGCAAGUUUCACUCUUUUGGCAUUUGAAAAAGUGAGAAUUACGUCGACCACAGACGUGUGCUAUGUAUUUUAUAAGAACGGUAAAUACUUGGAUAUUUCAAGUCUAAGUGAC
Messenger RNA from Schistosoma mattheei, 2181 nucleotides. NCBI's taxonomy places the organism in Eukaryota, Metazoa, Platyhelminthes, Trematoda, Strigeidida, Schistosomatidae. The record is from the annotation of a GenBank genome assembly.